UUCACGCUAUGAAUAAGGACAGAAGACAUAGAAAAGAAAACGAAUUUGUAGACAGUGAGCGGUCCAUGUUGUUUUGAAUAGUGAUGUCAUGUUUUAAUUACAUUUUACUUUUAGGUAAGGGUCACACACUCUCGCUAUUGAACAUUGACGCACAUCAGCAUUCUAUCGUAAUUUUCUUCCAGUAUUACGAAUCUGCACAAUUUUUUUCUUCUUCUUGAAUGAGACGUGACGCCUCACAAUUGAGUUUUGAGUCAAGUUUGAACAUGAAAACACGUGAAAACUAGGGGGCGGCUGUUGAUUGAAAACUACUUUUAUGAUCUUCAAAGAGCUUGGAUGUUGUAAAAACUUUGCUCAAAUCGAGAACGGGAAACUCCGAACAGGGAAAGGAACAGGGAAUGGAGCAGGGAACAGAGAACGGAACAGGGAAUAUAGAGAAACAGGGAAAGAGACUCUAGGACCCAAACUACAGUGCAGCUGCAACUGACUGCGUUUGAAGGUAUACCACAAUGCUGUGCGUGAAAGAUGUUUGGCCAUUUUCAAUUAUUCUUCUGGUGCUGUUAGUGUUUAUACUAUCCAAUCAAGUUUCUGAAGCCAAAACUCUGAACGAGGCAGUUCAUUGCAGACAAUGCAGGAUGCGGUCACCUUGGCCACCAUCAUUUUUCGUUGGGAACAGACGUCCAGAGGGUCUCCCCGGUAUCAGUCGAGGACAAGAAAUUCAUCAGUUACUUCCUCAGGAUCCCCCUGGGACACACCCUUACUUUAUUUCACUGUUUGACACGGACAGAAACAUCCCCUUUUAUUCCGCAUACAAAGUGACUCCCCAACAGGCGCCUUUUAUUGGAAAAUACAGCAGAAAAGAUGUCAGAGGAAGAAACUGGAGGAAUCCUCCAGGUGUUCCAGGUUUGAAAAACGCCUACAAAGAAGUGAUACAACAAGAACCUCUCAGCAGGGGGCACAUGAAUCCUGUAGCCAUAAAUACAUUUGAUAAAAAUUUCAUGAAGGCUACAUUCACCCUCACUAAUAUAAUCCCACAAUACAUCGCAUCUAACAGCGGACCUUGGCAGAUUUUUGAGGCGAAAAUCCGCCGCUACGCAGCAGAUACCUGUGGAAGUCGAGCCCGUCGUGGGACUUUGUACUUACUGACCGGAACCUCAGAAUAUAGCCUUGCAACUAAUCUUGAAGAAAACGGAGAUCUUCAUUCAAAAGUGGUUCACAACGGCGUAAAACUUGCCAUUCCCCGAGCUGUCUGGACAGCGGGUUGCUGUGUAUGGAAGGAGUCUAACGAUACUAGAGUCCAAAGAGCAGAGUCUUUUGCAGUCAUGAGUAACAAUGCAAAGGAUCAAAAAGGGCUAAACCAGACUGAAAUGAAUGUGUUGGAGUUGGAGAAACACCUUACUCCGUCAUACUCGCCAUGGGUGGAUUUAUUCCCCGGGGAUCAACUCUGCAGACUACCAGAGAACACUGUAAAGCUGCGAUAGGGUAAAUUUUGUUUCAGUGCCGUAACCAAGUUGCGAUUGAGUAUGGUUCUGCAUAUCUGUUUUAAUUGCGUGUUUGCGAUUUUAUCAACCGACUCAUUAAGAUAGUUAUUUUUCUUCAUACAUUUUAAAAUGCAAAAGUGGGACUAUUUACUCUAUCUUAGUGUUGUUUUGUCUCCAAACAUGAAUUCAUUUUUCACAUACUGUCAUCCUUUACCCGAAAAUUAGUCUCUAAGAGGCAUUUGUUUUUUCAUCCCAUAGAGCACAACAUGGUCUUUGAUGGGAGGUCAAUGG
Molecule: messenger RNA, 1769 nt
Organism: Stylophora pistillata
Lineage: Eukaryota; Metazoa; Cnidaria; Anthozoa; Scleractinia; Pocilloporidae
Molecular function (GO): hydrolase activity; metal ion binding; nucleic acid binding
Source: RefSeq, a predicted model, not a curated record